Molecule: messenger RNA, 5134 nt
Organism: Callithrix jacchus (white-tufted-ear marmoset)
Lineage: Eukaryota; Metazoa; Chordata; Mammalia; Primates; Cebidae
Gene: DNAJC5
Product: DnaJ heat shock protein family (Hsp40) member C5
Biological process (GO): regulation of synaptic vesicle cycle
Cellular component (GO): intracellular membrane-bounded organelle; membrane; presynapse
Source: RefSeq, a predicted model, not a curated record
CGCAGCCGGUCCCGCCCGCGGCUCCGACCCGCUGGAGCCCACGUCCCUCCGGGAGCGCGCGCGCCGGUGCGGGUGCGUGCGUGAGCGUGCGCGUCUCCGCUGUCGCUGUCGUUGUCGUUGCCGGUGCUGCACCCGCGCCCUCUGCCGCUGCCGCCGCCGCCGCCGCCGCCGCCGCCCGGGGUCUCCAGACUGAGGAGUGUUCCGGCCGCUGCCCAGCAGCGCCGCGGAGCAGGGAGCGGAGCCGGCGGGAGGGCGGGCGGGCGGGUGGACGGACGGGCAGAUUAGCCUAACAUGGCAGACCAGCGACAGCGCUCACUGUCUACCUCUGGGGAAUCGCUGUACCACGUUCUUGGGCUGGACAAGAACGCAACCUCAGAUGACAUUAAAAAAUCCUAUCGGAAACUUGCCUUGAAAUAUCACCCCGACAAGAACCCUGACAACCCGGAGGCUGCAGACAAGUUCAAGGAGAUCAACAACGCCCACGCCAUCCUGACGGACGCCACAAAAAGGAACAUCUACGACAAGUACGGCUCACUGGGGCUCUACGUGGCUGAGCAGUUUGGGGAAGAGAACGUGAACACCUACUUCGUGCUGUCCAGCUGGUGGGCCAAGGCCCUGUUUGUCUUCUGCGGCCUCCUCACGUGCUGCUACUGCUGCUGCUGCCUGUGCUGCUGCUUCAACUGCUGCUGCGGCAAGUGUAAGCCCAAGGCACCCGAAGGCGAGGAAACGGAGUUCUACGUGUCCCCUGAGGACCUGGAGGCACAGCUGCAGUCCGAUGAGAGGGAGGCCACAGACACGCCGAUCGUCAUACAGCCGGCAUCUGCCACCGAGACCACUCAGCUCACAGCCGACUCCCACCCCAGCUACCACACCGACGGGUUCAACUAAAGCUGGGAGCAGCUGUGGUCAGGGGAUGAGCCAGCACUGGCCACGCCAACCUUAGAAUCAUGAACUGUAGUCACAGAUGGGAAGGCGGCCUUUUGCCUGCCCUGGCCAUGCCCCUCCUGCCUCCACGCCCACCCAGCGUCGACCCUUGACCCACGAAGUGCGUAGCAUGCAGUAUUUAAAGCAGUGUAGCUACGAUCUUCUGUUCUUUUUCCUUUUUUAAUAGCAUGUGCGGGGUUCUGUUCCAUGUCUGUGUUGUGGACGUUCCGCGGCUUGGCCGUGUUAACCACACAGUGGAGCUGCCUCCCGGCUUUCGGUCAGGGCGGUCCAGUGAGGGGUGACAGCAGCUGGUCAGGCGGGGGCAAGGAGAACGGGGCUUCCCUUCCUCCCUGUGCUGGAGGGGCCGGAGGCAGGUGAUGCCUGGCAGACCUAUGUUACCAUCCUGGCCUCGGGGUCUUAGCCACACGCUGUGCUCCCAGCCUUGAGCAAGUGGCCGCAGGGCCCUCCUCCUGCCUGAAGGGGCGGGGCACGUCCUCCCUGCGUCACCAUCAUUCCUUGGUAUCUGGUGGAUGCAGUUGGCUUGGGGACUGUGGUUUCCCGGGCCUUGUGGCAGGGUUUCUCCCGUGGGUGAAUUUGGUGUGGAAAGCGUCAGAGGCCCUUCUGAGGUGGAUGCUACGUCCUCUGCACAGUAUUCUAACCUGGGUCUCCUUGUUGCGUGGACUCUGCGGUUUAGGUCCUUGGAGGUGUGUCCUUCGCCCUCGUUGGGGUUGUCUGUCUGUGUUCCUGCAUUUUUCUGGGGCUGUGAGCUGGAUCAAUGGGGCCAGUCUCCCCUUUCCCAGUCCUGGGGUCAUUUUCCACAUUCCUUCCAGCCCACCAGUCCUUUCUGGAGCCCUUUUUGGACCUUUAGAGCCACAGAUGGUAGGACCAGCCUGAGGAGCCACAGUCAGUAGAUCGUGCAUGUGUGAGCACCCAGUUGCUGGGGAUGGCGGCUCUCCCAAGACCUCUCCUCCCGUGUUUGCCAGAGCUCCUGUCUGCCCCACCUGCCUUUGCCCGUCAUCGAUGAUUCGGGCAGAGCCAGAUUCGUUAGGUCCCUGGAGGAAGGACUGACUGGACCAGAGGGACCCUCCAGCUCAGGGUCCCUCAGGAGGGUUGGGUCCCUGGGAGGCCAGCAGCCAGACCACGGAAUCCACAUGUGGAUCAUUGAAAGUCAGUCUUGUCCAUCCUAGACCUUGUAGGUGGUGCCCGGAGUAGGGGAGUGAGCCUGUGCUGGCCGAGGGCUCAGAGCUGCCCCCGCCUCGGUGGCUCUUGGGAUGUGCUUGGCCUGCCCUUGGCCCAGUGCUGCAGACUCCAGUGGGCCUGGUUUCUGCAGAACAUCCACGAUGGCUGCCGUAGAGUUCCCAGUAGAGAUGAAGCUGAGGAAGAGGCUGUGUGUUUUGGCUCUGGCUUAGACCAACCAGAUGAGCCUCCUGCAGCUCCCUUUCCCUGCCUGUCUGCUUACUCGUGGCCACAGCUCACUCAUUGCCCUCAGCAGCCCACCCAAGGCUGUGUGGAGGGGUAGGUUCAGGGUGACCAGGAAGUUGCCAGAAGGGGCAUGGAUGUGAGGCAGAUGUGGAUGUGCUUAGAAGUGGUUCCGGUCCUUGGCGCUGGCUGCUCCCGGCUGUCCCCGACUGCAGAUCCUGCGUGGGCUGUGAGCCGGCUGCCAGCACUGGGUCCUGGGUGGUUGUGUUUGUCCCACUUUUCUUUGUUUUUUUCUCACUAAAAUGAUCAUGAAGACAUUUGAUGAGGAGAAAAACACACUGCGAUAUUAAGUCAGAAAUAAUUUGUCAAAAUUGGACCUCUCCUAAAAGAAUAAGGGACUCACUGUUUGGCCCAUCCUGAGUAAGAGGCAGUGAGACAGUGAGAGCUUCCAUGCCACUCAACAUAGCAACAAGGUCAGCCUGGGAGGCUGGCCAUAGGCAGCCUUUGCAAUUUUUAUCAAUGUAACUUAGGAAGUGAGUUAUUUUCCCCCAGACUGGCCAAGAGCCAGGUUCUAAGCCCGGAACUAAGGUAGAAAGCUGCCUGUCCAGGGCUGGAUCAGCCCCACAGGCCCUCUGUCGGCUCACACAGCUCUGGCUAGAACCCUUCACAGCCCUUUGGUACCAUCAGAGCAGGCCGCCUGCCAGGUGGGUUUUCAGUUACAGAGUCCAAUGGACCAUUUUUUAGAACCCUGCCGCUCUCCAAAGAGGGUGGGGUAGGGCGGGGGAGAGGAGCAGGUCUGAAGGAUUGUGGAACCCAGUCCCCUGCAGAAUUUGUAAGACCUAAAUAAAUAAAUCAUGCCCAUGACAAUUCUCACGGUAGUGAUUGUGAUUGGAAGACCCCCAGGAACCGCAGACCCUCGGAUCUGGAGUUCCUCUCACUGCCUGACCUGGAAACAAACUCUGUUUUCCCUGUUCUGCACUGUUGGCUUUAAGACCUGGUCUUAAUUCAAGGAAAAAGAUACUCCUGGGUUUUAUUUCUCUGUUUUCUUGAGUAGACCAUGAUCCUGUCAAUUAAAAGAGGUGAUGAGUCCCUGGGGGCAGCUUACAGGCUUCCCUGUCCACAUGCUAACUGACCAGAAUGCCCCAACACCCCAGCCUGCUGGUGGCAGUGACAGGAGCUUCCUGCCUCCAUACUCUUGGGCUGCGGGCGAUGAGUGAGCGAGUGCGGCCUGGGCAUAGAGCAGCCCAUCAGGCGCGGCUGCCAGGGGCCUGCUGGGGUCAUUGUGCUUCAGGGCCUGUCUGGCUCACGAGGAGUCCAGGUAAUACGGCCAGCCCCGGACCUGCAGGAGGUGUGGGAGUGGCUUCAUGGCCCUUUCACAGCAGCUGCUGGUGUGGAGAUUUGUCCCUACUCGGUGACCUGGGAUUUUUGUCUUCCUUUUGGCUUUAUUUUUAAACUGCUUUAGAUAUUACUGUUCAGUGUUUAUGAACUUGCCUAGUUCUGAUGUUAUGUUAAUGCAGCCGGCACCCAGUGGGGACCUAUUAGAAAAAGAAACUGGUGUGUGUGCACGCCUAGCAGGACACGUCAUCUCCCUGUCUGCUGUUGCCACUGUCCAGGGAAGACCCUGGAGCCUCAGGUGGCUGAGACUGCUCUCAGGUGCUGCGUGUCCCCUGCCAAGCCCAGGGCACCUGUUCGAGCUGGGCCGGGUGCUGUGGCUGGAGGGUCUGGAUGCUGUGGGCAGAGCUCAACUGGGUCUUGUCCACCUCCCUUCGCUCUGACUCAGUGCAUCCUACUGUGGGGCAUCUCCUGAGGGGACACCAAGUGACUGAUCUCACCCUUUCCUAGUAUUUGGAGCUGUGAACCCAUGUGGUGCAGAAUUGACCCGUACCUGUUAUUUUGAUUGUGAAUCAUCCUUCUGUGGAAUUGGCAAAAGCUACAUUUUUACUGUCCUUACCAGCAACGGUUCGCGUUGUCAUAUGCUGUGAGUGUGGGCUGUGAUGUGUCCAUGUGUGUACAUAUGUGUAUAUGUAUAUAUCACGCAGCAAGCGUGUCGUGCUGCUGUCAGCGGGCAGCAACAAGUACAAUAAAAGGCGGCUCUCAAAUGGCCUCUGGUUCUGGACGAGUUGGGCAGGGACGUGCAGGAGGCCUUCCUGGCAGGUGCACAGAAGGGCCGGCUGAGCCCACUGUGUGCAGUGUGCAUGUGCCCAGGGCACUGCCAUGACCCUACCAGUAUUGGCCUCUGGUCUGCGGGGUCGGGUGCCCAUCCUGGGGGCUCUGUGUCCCGUGUGAAAUCUAGGAGGUGACUGGAAACCCUUCCCUCCCUUGAAACAUUAAAGCCAAUUUUCUAAGCAACAGAUACAAUCAGUGGCAAAGCUUCAUCUGGAGGGCAGCCUGGGAAGGGGACCUGUCCUGGCCCCAGGUCCAUCCCAGAGGAGUUCACACAGCACCACACUCCAGAUGGGGCUGGGCUUGGGGUCCUGCCAGCGGCACCUUUUGGUAGAUUUUGUUUUCCUGGAUAUUGGGGAGAUGUUUCAAGCCAGGUGGGGGAAGAAGUUAACACUGAAGUAUGUAUUGUUUUUAAAAAUCCAGUGCAAACGCAUGGAAGCUGCUUGUCCAUGCCCUGGUUUUGUUGCUGGCGCCCUGGAGUCCGACCGUGUUAGGUGCAGGUGCUGUCGGUCCUCUGGCUGACCUGGCCCGGGCUUACACUUCCAAGGGCCAGGCUGGUUUCGCAUGGUGAUCUCUGUCUUGUAUGUCUGAAUGUUGGCCUAAAAUAAAGAUCACGUUGUAAAACAAA